Molecule: messenger RNA, 1537 nt
Organism: Pelobates cultripes (western spadefoot toad)
Lineage: Eukaryota; Metazoa; Chordata; Amphibia; Anura; Pelobatidae
Source: the annotation of a GenBank genome assembly
GCUGCCUCCAGGUGAGCACUCACCAACUCAGAGUUGUCUCUGCUCUUGGUUGUUGUUUUAUUCUACAUGCUGCUUGUUUAUUUAAACAGUCUAUUUAAUCAGUCUAUGUGUUAGGUUUGUUCAGGCAGCUUAAUUGCUGGAUUUAUUUAGGCAGGGUUCUUGCUGGAUUUAGCUAGGCAGUCUAUGGCUGUGUUUAGCUAGGCAGUCUAUUGCUGGAUUUAUCUAGGCAGUCUAUUGCUGUGUUUAUCUAGGCAGUCUAUUGCUGUGUUUAUCUAGGCAGUCUAUUGCUGUGUUUAUCCAGCAGUCUAUUGCUGUGUUAUUUCCUAUACCACUUCAUGCUAUGUAGCUGCUGUAUCACUUGUUAACAUCUGUUGCUGUAUUUAGGCUAUUUAUCUGACAGAUUCUGUAUACUGCUCAUUGAUUUAUUGUUAUUCUGGGUUACUUUAUACUGUUUUCUCACUCUGCUGUAUGGGGAAUGGGUGCCCCUGCUAUGAUGCUUUGGCUCUGCCUGUAAUCUGUUCCCCCUCCCCGGGUUCCCCUGCUGGGCUCUGUCGCCCAUACCCUUCUCCCUUAUUCCCCACCUGCUCCCCGUGGCCCCUGGCUGCUUGCAGUGCCGCACGAUCACCACGCGGUAGGCCGCGCUCUGUUUUUGCAGCCACGGCAGCCAUUUUGUUGGAGCCGUGGCGGCCAUUUUUCAGAGCCACAUGGGCUCUGUGCGUUGCGAACAGCCAGGUCUCACCCAAGAACUGGCCUGCUGGCCAUGUGGCCACCCUCCUCUCUCCCUAUAUCAAGGAAGAUAGCCCAGUUUUUCAGCUAUCCCUCUACUUACUGUGCCUGUCUCACAUGCUGCAUAUGUAACAGAUCCUGGAUAGCAGAAUCUGUCCCAGGCAUGCUCACAACUGCAGCUUACUAUGUCUGAUGCAAUGUGACUAGGUUCUCUAUCUUAGCAGUAGACUUGUCACACUUUUUUUUACUAUUACAUGUGAAUCUCAGAUUUAAAGGGACAUGUUACUGCUCAAAUAAAAAUCUUUGUUUAACAAGAAUGUGCCACAUGUGUUAUAUGCUAAUCAAGUCUUCCUCUAAGGUUCAGUCUUUUUCUCAUAAAAAUUAAUGGCCUGUUUUUCAGCACCUAGCUCCCCUGCCUAGGAUUUGCUGCCCUUCCUGCAAGGGACUUAAAUUUUCCACUACACAUACACUUCAAAAGUGUAUCCUAAUAUAAUACCUGAGUGGUCUGUGAGUCAGCUUCUCGCUAUAUGGACCCUCCUACCCCUCAGCGGGGCUACUGGCCUCACAUUCAGACCUGUUAUUACUGGGGGGUGAACCCCCCCAUCCAUAUUUCUGGGGCUCUCCCUGCUACUGGACCAUAAUAAUGGACGUGUGACACCAUUGUGGGCUGGGUGACCCCCUCCCUCUGGCAACAUGGCUACCUAUGAGUACCCUGCUAGCUCUACAGCGUCCUGUAAGAUUAAUGCUGAGGGUGACCCCCUCCUGCUUCCUAUACUAAUGCUCCGGCAAUGUCCUGCUAUUAUCAUACCGA